AUGCUUCUUCAGUUCCAGAUUACAGUAAAGUCCUUUCCUUCUCCUCUCCCAGCCGACAUCUCCAGAAUGUGUGAUGUGGACGUGUCCCCGGAGCCCACCAGUCCCACCCUGUACGGCGAGUCCUCGGACCAGUACUACCAUGUUGACCGCUGGCAGAAGCUCCGCACGGCCGUGCGCAAGCUGGAAUUCUGGGAAAACUUCAGCGCCGAGCUGGUGGGGAGUGGCUUCUUCUCCAAAGUCUAUAAGGUGACGCAGAACACCACUCGGAAGGUGAUGGUGGUGAAGAUCUACAAAAACGACGUGGACCAGGACAGCAUCGUCCGAGAGAUCAGCCUACUGCAGAAGCUCUCCCACCCGAACAUCGUCAGGUAUCUGGGCAUCUGUGUGAAAGAAGAUAAACUCUAUCCAAUUUUAGAGUAUGUAAAUGGAGGUUGCCUGGAGGAGCUUCUGGCCAGGAAAGACGUUCCUCUGGGUUGGAGAGAAAAAGUGGACCUGGCUUGCGACAUAAGCAGAGGAAUGAUCUACCUGCACUACAAGAACAUCUACCACAGAGAUCUCAACUCUAAGAACUGCCUGAUCCGGGUCUCGGCCCGGGGUCGGGAGGCCCUGGUGACGGACUUCGGCCUGGCCCGGGAGGUGGUGGAGCUGCCGGUCAAAGACCCGGGCAGAAAGCUGUCCCUGGUGGGCUCGGCCUUCUGGAUGGCCCCCGAGAUGCUCCGGGGAGAACCCUACGACCGGAAGGUGGAUGUUUUUUCCUUUGGCAUCGUACUCUGUGAAAUCUUGGCCCGGAUCCCAGCCGACCCAGAAAUCCUCCCCAGAACCCAGGACUACGGGUUGGACGUGAAGGCCUUCAGGGAGAUGGUGACCGACUGCCCCCAGCGUCUGCUGGACCUGGCGGCCAGCUGCUGCAUGAUGGAGUCCUUCCGCCGGCCGGCCUUCGCAGAGUUACUGGAUGAGUUGGGGGAAACCGCCGAGAGCCUGGAGCCGCCCCCGAAACCGGACCUGACCACCAGCUGA
Molecule: messenger RNA, 1017 nt
Organism: Menidia menidia (Atlantic silverside)
Lineage: Eukaryota; Metazoa; Chordata; Actinopteri; Atheriniformes; Atherinopsidae
Source: the annotation of a GenBank genome assembly